Felis catus (domestic cat) is the source of this 1627-nucleotide messenger RNA. RefSeq names its product solute carrier family 48 member 1 (gene SLC48A1). Gene Ontology annotation, biological process: heme transport. Gene Ontology annotation, molecular function: heme transmembrane transporter activity; heme binding. The record is from RefSeq and is a predicted model, not a curated record. NCBI's taxonomy places the organism in Eukaryota, Metazoa, Chordata, Mammalia, Carnivora, Felidae. The transcript is spliced from 3 exons. Bases 86 to 526 code for a protein of 146 amino acids. Gene Ontology annotation, cellular component: lysosomal membrane; plasma membrane.
CUCGCGCGGCUCGCCGCCCCGGCCCCGGCCCUGCACCUGUGACUGUCGCGGCGCUCGCCCUCCCCGCCCGGCGCCCGCGGCCCCCAUGGCCCCGUCCCGCCUGCAGCUCGGCCUCCGCGCCGCCUACUCCGGCCUCAGCUCCGCGGCCGGCUUCUCCAUCUUCCUCGUCUGGACCGUGGUGUACAGACAGCCGGGGACCGCGGCCAUGGGGGGGCUCGCAGGUGUGCUGGCGCUGUGGGUGCUGGUGACGCACGUGAUGUACAUGCAGGAUUACUGGAGGACCUGGCUCAAAGGGCUGCGUGGCUUCUUCUUCGUGGGCGUCCUCUUCUCGGCAGUCUCCAUCGCCACCCUCUGCACCUUCCUGGUGCUGGCUGUCACCCGACACCAGAGCCUCACAGACCCCAACAGCUACUACCUCUCCUGCGUCUGGAGCUUCAUCUCCUUCAAGUGGGCCUUCCUGCUCAGCCUUUAUGCCCACCGCUACCGGGCUGACUUCGCCGACAUCAGCAUCCUCAGCGACUUCUGACCCGAGGGGUGAGGUUUCUGGACCCCGAAGGUCCUCAGGACCUGGACUCAGCCUCUGAGACACCAGACAGGCCUGCCACACCCCCCUGGAAACCCUAGAUCUGUGGCAGAAGAUACACAGCAAGAGGACUGCGGUCUCCCCGGAAGAUGUCCUGCUCCCGUUGUGGGGGAGAUCCGGGUGCAGCGGAAAGGGGUCCUUCCUGCCAAGUUGCUCCUCCUCAGCCUGGCUGGAGGGCAGCUUUAGACCUUUCCAAAUGGAUCUAUUUUCUUAGCGCUCAGUGAGGAAUCUUCGCAAGGAGGGCCAGGGCAAUGAGUCAAGGGGUAGGGCAGUGAGCCGUGACCUAUGCCUGGGGGCACUCUCCCUCAGGCCAGGCUGGGAACCUGGGAGGUCAGGCCAAGUAAGGGAUCUCUAGUAGAGGCCUCUCAGGCCCCAGCCCCAACACCCCAUCCUGUUGUCCUUGAGAGUCAGGUAGCUUAACUCCUCAAUCCCAGGGAUGGCAAUACUUGACUCUCUUUUCCCAAGGCCUGGGGACCUGAGAGUUUAGUGUCCCUCAUCACCCCAGAGCCGGUCUCCCAUGAGUGUGCUAGAACCAGUCAUCUUCGCCAUACCCAAGCCCUCUCUUUUACACAUACCACCCUCCCCAAGCAGGACUCCCUGAAUGAGGCCAGACGAAGUGUCUGGGAAAGGUGCCCUGCCCCCAGAAGGGCUUUGGGGAAGGGGGCAGCAUGGUGCGGGCUGGAAGGAACCCCUCAGCUCCGUGGCCGGGCACCUCCAGCCCUACAUUUCCAUCCCUUCUCACAUACAUUAUCCCUAGCUACGAGACACCCCACCGACCCUGCCCCCGCCCACUGCCCUUCACCUAGAGCUUUUGUCUUUUUUAAUCUCCUUUCUGAAGGACAUCUGCUUUUCUGCCUAUACACUGGCACAAGGGCUCACCUAACUCGGGAGGGAAGGAGCUAUUGUUACAUAGAUCUUUUUUAUGUUAGGCUGCCAUGUUGCACGGUCUACCCUCUCCCCACCUGAUGUGUCCUGCCCUUCAGCUCUUUGCCUUAUCUGUGUCACUGUCACUUUAGCAGAAAUACAGCAGCCAUUUGUAUCAGA